Molecule: messenger RNA, 1731 nt
Organism: Chaetomium fimeti
Lineage: Eukaryota; Fungi; Ascomycota; Sordariomycetes; Sordariales; Chaetomiaceae
Exons: 2
Coding region: 335-1450 (371 amino acids)
Source: RefSeq, a predicted model, not a curated record
GUUGGAGGGAUCAGGAACCAGCUUGACGUGCCGAUGAACUGCCUUGUUUUCUUCUGGCCCCCGCAAACGGCUCGUCCGGAAAUGCGGGUUGGUGACCGAUGGCGAGUUGUUGGGAAGGUGGACGAAACCAACGAUACGCUUCCCCUCUUUCUUCUUUCUCUCGUCGUGUGCCUUCCAAAACUUCAUCUUCACUUUUCUCCCCUGGCCCAAUUCGACUCACAAUCGCGGCCAAUUAACGCCGCGGUAACCCCCAAACCCCGGCCCUGCGACACGCGGCGGCCCUGAACGCGACCAUCACAAAACAUCCGCCCAAUCGUUGGAAAGGUUCGACGACAUGGGGAAACGAAACAAGAAGCCCCCGCCGCGGGUUUACCACGACGGCCUGAUCCCCGCCACGCACGACACCUUCCAGAGCUACCCCGAGGUGGUGCCAGACGACUACGACCAGGUCAAGCACGAAAAGAGCUACCCCGAGGUCGCACCCCCACAAGACGACCCCGACCAACAACCACACCAACAACACCACCACCAAGACCCACCAGAAGACCAACGCAACCAACAACCCAACCAACCCAACCACCCCUCCACCAUCCUCACCCCCCCAACCGCCCACGGCUCCCACCACCACCACCACGGCCAACUAUCCUCCCUCUCCAACAACCUCUCCGCCCUCCCCGGCGGCCUCUCCCCGCUCUCCGCCCCCCCUCACCACCCCCACCACCCCCACCACCACCACCACCACCACCACCACCAUCCUCACCCCCACCCGCCACCAACAGGCCUCAUAAGCGGCGACCUCCCACGCACGUCAGGCGUGCACUCGCUGCGGCAGGCGUGGAGCGACCCGGGCGACCCGGAGGACCCGCGCGGCGGCGGCGUGGCGCUCGACGCCGACCGCCCGCCGCUGUGGAGGCGGCCCGUGCUGUGGGUGGCGCUGGUCGCGGGCGCGGUGAUUGUGGUGCUGGCGGGGAUACUGGGCGGGGUGGCGAGUGGACGGGUCGGGACGGCGCUUGAUGAGGGGGGGGCGGGGAGUGGUGGUGGUGGUGGUUCUAGUGAAGGGGGUGGUUCUGGGGGUGGUUCUGGGGGUGAAGGGGGUGGUGGAGGGGAUGGGUCUGAUGGGAGUGGCUUCUCGACGGCUUCCGUCGCAAACCCGACCUGUCCUGGCUCCGGCAACCGCAACUAUACCUCCACUGCGGCGGCAACGAUGCCCAAGACGUUCCGGAUACAGUGCGGCGCCAACUACCCCGGCGGGGACGGGGCGUUAGGACUCCAAAGCGGCUCCAUCGACAGCAUCGCAAGCUGCUUUGACGCGUGUGCGCGGGAAUCGGGGUGUGUGGCGGCGGUCUUCACUCCGGGGGAUGCGGCAGAAUGCUGGCUGAAAGAGUUUAUUGGGGUUAUCGAAACCGGAGGGGACGUUGACGGAAUGGUCAGCGGCGUGCUCUGGCAGUAGCUAUGGGCAAGUCAUGUGGGCGGGGAUGUGCUUUCAUUUGGGAUUGGAUGUUGUGGGUGGGAGUAUCCGGUUUCUGGGGUUCGGCAGGUGGUGGAUCUCUUGUUCUUUGUUUUGAUACCUGAUCUAGGUGGAGGCUGACCGCUGUACAUAUCAUUCACUUUCUGCCUGUUCAUGGCACCUGUAUAUACCACAUUGUUACAACCGUUACCAGGGGAGCGGUCACACAGCCCACCUUCUGGACCGAUUGCAUUUCAUAACAUGCUCGAUUUCUGUCUACGAAC